UGACUGCAGUCUCUACCUGACUAUAGUCGUACUAUGCUGUGAUCAUAACGCUGGCAGAUCAGUGAAGAAUUAGGGCUGAAACUGUGCGACUGGGAGACGUGCCGGUCACUGGAAAAGGCUCUUUUUCAGUUUUGAAGAAACAAGUGUGACUGUUGGACCGGAUGGAAUUCGGGAUAAGUGGCCGAAACUCUCCGAUGUUAUCCGAAGAUGAUCGGAGGGCCGUAAGGGGAAGUAGCUCUGACUCCUAUGAUAUGUUUAAAAAGGCAGUGAGAAGUGACAAAUGCCACCGUUGUCGCCGUGCAGUGUACCAAGCGGAAAGAAUAACAGUGGAUAGGCUCAUUUAUCAUAAAGGCUGUUUCCGGUGUAUAGAAUGCGGUGUGGUAUUGACCCUGUCAACUGCUGCCGUGUCAAGUCAUGGAGAAAGAGGGAAAAAGGAAGUGUUCUGCAAGACGCAUGCUCCAAAAGUGGUAAAACAUGGAAUGGACAACGAAUCCAUUGGCAUACGGAAUGCAAUGAACGCACAGCAAAUCAGUAGUUAUCGGGGGUUUAACAAUCACAUUCGCAUCCAAGAUACAACAGAUUGGGAGUACGACCCUUACGCCCUGGAAUUCUCACACGCUAAAUACCUAAAUGACCGGAACCGGAAGAAAAAGCCUCCGCAACCGGAAGUACCCUUGGACCAACAAGACACAGAAACAUACAAUGAACUUACAGACAAACUUCUCAACGGAGAGAUUGACCGUGACUCGGUUAAAACCAUUGCUUCCUGCCUUGAGGAUCAUUUUGCCGGGAAAUCCCCUUAUCCCGUAUCGAGAGAAGCCGGGGAUUCUCUUGGUGACUACGAUUACGUGCCGUCCAAUGGGCAGGGAUACGGCGACCAAGACCAUGUUACUUCCUCGUACCAUCUGGAGGCUCGAACAUAUGUCACGGAAUAUAUCAGUUGA
Lingula anatina is the source of this 944-nucleotide messenger RNA. Its product is annotated as hillarin. The record is from RefSeq and is a predicted model, not a curated record. Lineage: Eukaryota; Metazoa; Brachiopoda; Lingulata; Lingulida; Lingulidae.